Molecule: messenger RNA, 823 nt
Organism: Aethina tumida (small hive beetle)
Lineage: Eukaryota; Metazoa; Arthropoda; Insecta; Coleoptera; Nitidulidae
Product: phosphatidylethanolamine-binding protein homolog F40A3.3-like
Exons: 1
Coding region: 77-700 (207 amino acids)
Source: RefSeq, a predicted model, not a curated record
GAAAUGCUAACUCCAAACACAACCGUAUAUCUCAAAUUCCCGAAAGUGCAGGUCAACUAAUAAUAAAAAAAACAAAAUGAUUUUAAAAUUUGCAAUUAAAAAUUUUCAAACCGUUUCGAGAAAAUAUGCAGCAGCCCCUCCGACCGGCGUCAAAGCGUUCACGGAAAGUUGCAUCGUGCCGGACAUGCUGGACUGUCCGCCCGAAAAGGAACUGACCGUGACGUAUUCCUGCGGCCGAAAAGUGACGCUGGGCAACAUCCUAACCCCCACGUUGGUCAAAGAUCCGCCCGAACUGUGCUGGGACGCCGACAAGUGUAAGUUCUACACGGCGCUGAUGGCGGACCCGGACGCGCCCAGCCGACGUUGUCCGCACUCGAGGGAAUUCCAGCACUGGCUCGUCGGAAAUAUACCCGGAAAAGAGAUCGGCAAAGGCGAGACGUUGUCCGAGUACAUCGGCGCCGGGCCGCCGCCCAAUUCCGGACUCCAUCGCUAUGUGAUCCUGGUGUUCCAGCAGCCAGACAAAAUCGAGUUUUGCGAGAAGAAGCUGAACAACAAGUCCAAGGACGGGAGAGAAAAGUUCUCCACCUUGGGAUUCGCUGAGAAGUAUUCGCUGGGCAAACCUCUGUAUGGGAACUUCUUCCAGGCCGAGUGGGAUGAUUACGUGCCCACUUUGUACAAACAACUGGGAAUCCAAGAAUGAUCGUAUUCAAAAAAAUAUAAAAUAUAUGAACAAAUUCACUGUAUACAAUAUUUUGUCAUAAAAAUUUGACAAUAUGAUAGCGUGUCUCGUUUAUUUUUAUACAAAUUAUACAUUUUAAAGCUC